Molecule: messenger RNA, 3351 nt
Organism: Triticum turgidum subsp. durum (durum wheat)
Lineage: Eukaryota; Viridiplantae; Streptophyta; Magnoliopsida; Poales; Poaceae
Source: the annotation of a GenBank genome assembly
AUGAUGAAGUUCACAAAGGGCGACGCGACAUCCGGUUUGGAUCCUUCUAGUCUGGCGGAGGCCCCGAAGCUGGUCGACUCGGUUGCCCGGGCCAUGGAGGGACUUGCCGAGGAGAUCCAAUCGCUUGACCAGGGCCAUUGGAAAUGGGUGCCAAGGUGGAUCAAGGUCGUCGCCACCGAGCUGGAGUUGCUCAAGACCAAAAUGCUCCAGAUCUGGUUCAUCUCUGCCGUCGCCGAUCCACAACAUGGGGCACCGGCACAGCAGGCAAGAGACGCCACCUACUCCAUCGAAGUGAUUCAAGACAAGAUUGAGUACCACAGGCUUCAAUCUAACCUUGUUCCACGUAACAAGAUUCUCAAUCAUCUGUUCAAGCUGCUUCUUGCUCUGAGGUGUCGAUGGAACCGCUCCAAUCCAAACAGGAUCAUCAGGGAGAUCAAAGCUGUGAAUGAGAAAGCUCGCAGGCUUGUCCCUCUCCUAGACAAGGGCCAAGGCCAGUUUUGCAGUCCACCGCCAUCGUCGCUUGGUUCCGUCAGCGACACUCGUCAGACGGUGGUGUAUGGGCGCGACAGGGAGAGGGAUGAGGUCGUGCGGAUGCUCAUCCGGUCAUGCGGCGAGGCCACACCGGAGAUAAUGGUCUCUCUUGUUGGUGAUGGAGGAAUUGGGAAGACAACACUCGCUCAGAUGGUAUUCAAUGAUGAAAGCGUCAGGAAGCAUUUUGAUGUCAGAUGUUGGGUGUCAGUUUCCAGUGUCUCCAACCAAAUGGAGCUCGCAACAGAGAUUUUAAGAUCGGCCCAACCAUCUUGGGUUGGAUCUGAUGAGAAUAAGAUGGUGGAUUUUCAAGUGCUUCAGUCCGAGCUUCGUCAAUUUGUGGCAUCCAAGAUAUGCCUGAUUGUUCUAGAUGAUGUAUGCAACAGUAAGGAUGAAAUCUUACUGGGCAUCCUCACUCCUCUUCUUUCAGCAGAUAGCAGAAGUAGAAUUUUGGUGACUUCUCGCAUGGUACCUCACAUAUUGGGUUCCUCGCAGGUGUACACUAUAAAUCCGUUGGAUACCGAUGACUGCUGGUCCCUGCUCAAGGAACAUGCUUUUCCCAUUGAUGACGAGAAUGUCCAUCCAGAUCUGCAGUUGAUUGGAAAGGAAAUUGCUACAAAAACCAAUGGAUCACCUUUGGCUGCCAAGCUGGUGGGAGAAACAAGGAGCAAAGCGCACUGGAGAAAUAUCCUUGAAACAGGGUUACAGGAUGGCACUGUUUUCUCUGCCCUACUCUUGAGCUAUAAGAACUUGCCUGGACACCUCAAGCGAUGCUUCACAUAUUGCAGUUUGUUUCCAGAGGACUAUAAGUUUGAUCCAGGACAUUUGUCCCGCCUUUGGAUUGCGGAGGGUUUUGUACAUCCACAGGGCAGGGCUGAGAAAAGGAUGGAAGACAUAGCUAGAGAAUAUUUUGAUCAGCUCCUUUCACGCUCAUUUUUUCAGGAAAUCAACAUUGGACACAAGACUUAUUACUUGGUGCAUGGCCUACUCCAUGAACUUGCAAAGUCUGCUGUGGAGGAGGACUGCUUCCGUAUUGAUGAUGGCAUGAAUUUUGACAUCCCAUCAACAGUGCGCCAUUUGUCUGUCACCAUGAACAGUUUACCUGGCCUCACAAACUUUUCUGGGCUAGAAAAGUUGCGCACCUUGUUAAUCCAACCAUCACUUUCAUCCUCCUCCAGUUGCUUCCAAGAAGAUUUUGCGGUGAAUUUAAAAGGUAUCCUGGCGAAGUCAAAACAUUUGCAUGUUCUUGAUCUUAGUUGCUAUAACUCUGAAGAGUUGCCCAAUUGCAUUAAUGACUUAUUGCACCUCCGUUACCUCUCCAUCCAUGGCUCCAUCCAGAGGCUUCCUGAGUCAAUUGGCAGGCUUUGGCACCUGCAAACAUUGCGCUUCACCGGGGAAUGUUCCCUCGAGAAGCUUCCUGCUAGCAUUAUUAUGCUAGUCAAUCUGCGGCACCUUAUUGUUGAGACAAAGUAUACUGCAGGAUUGGUGGGCAUUGGUCGGCUAGCAAAUCUUCAGGGAUCACUUGAGCUCCACAUUGAGAAGAGGGAAGGGCAUAAACUAGAAGAGUUGAGGAACAUCAAUGGUCUUCGUGGGCUACUAAAAAUAAAAAAUCUAGAAAAUGUUUCAAGCUAUGAAGAAGCAUGCAAAGCUGAGUUGAAUAAGAAAACACAUCUUAAUUCUCUAAAUUUAGAAUGGAGCUUUGCUAGUAGGAAUAACCCUCCUCAUGCUGACGUGGAGGUACUUGAAGGCUUAAAGCCGCACCAAGACAUAAAGGUACUUCAUAUACGAAGGUAUUGUGGCACCAAAGCUCCCAGUUGGCUAUUGUCAUUGCAGCAAGUGCACUCUUUGCACCUUAUCAAUUGUAGGAGUUUGGGAAUCCUUCCUCCAUUGGGAAAUUUGGGAUCACUCAGAUAUUUACACAUGAAGGAGCUAUGUGUAGUUGACCGAAUUGGACAUGAGUUUCAUGGCAACGGUGAUGUGGCAUUUCCAUCUCUAAGUGUCCUUGAAUUUGAUGACUUCCCAAAGUUGCGUGAGUGGGUUGGCACAGAGGACAAGAUCUCAUUUCCAUGCCUUGAAAGAUUGAUUAUAGUGGAUUGUCCAGAACUGGUCAGAAUUCCUCCCUUCUCCGCAACUACUCGUGAAGUUACCAUUGAGCGUACAUGCUUCAUGCCAUACAUGAGGCUUGUGCCUUUUUCUUCAGAUUCAGAGAAGCUCCAACUGGAUGUUUGCACAACUUCUGGCCACUUCAACGGGUUACUCCAUAAGCAACAUCUAAAGGUUGUUGCAGCCUUAAACAUAACUGGUGUUGAACAAGUCGUUGCUACCGAAGAAAUAGGGUCCCUUGUUUCUCUACAGAGGCUUCAGCUUCGUCGAUGCAAUUUCACUGACUAUAACUUUAGCAGGUUUCUCCAGGCUCUGCCUUGUCUUUCCUCGUUGGAGAUAAUUGACCUGCCUAACUUAACAUCUCUUCCAGCAUUGGAAAUAGUUGGGGUUAGCACAAUGCUCACGGAUUUGUCUGUACGCAACUGCCAGUUCUUGCAGUCUCUAUCCUCAUUGCAGUUUUUUGAUUCACUAAAAUAUUUGGUCAUCGAGAGAUGUCCUAAAGUGACUGCAACAUCAUUUCCAUUGAACUUUAGGAGCCUUUCAUCGCUCAAAGUGCUGAGAAUAUCACACUGCUCAGAGCCCCAAUCUUUACCGAUGUGUGGUCUGCCGUCCUCAUUGGAAACACUCCAUAUUACUGGGUGCCACCCGGAGUUGUCCAAGCAAUCAAGAAACAUGAAAGGGCAUUACGUUGAGAAGCUUACAAUUGGCAAUUGUACAUAG